Messenger RNA from Octopus sinensis (East Asian common octopus), 2144 nucleotides. RefSeq lists its product as uncharacterized. NCBI's taxonomy places the organism in Eukaryota, Metazoa, Mollusca, Cephalopoda, Octopoda, Octopodidae. The record is from RefSeq and is a predicted model, not a curated record. Bases 144 to 1088 code for a protein of 314 amino acids. The transcript has 7 exons.
AAAAUCAAAUAGUAGUUAUUUGGAAAUCUGUCACAAGAGGGUAGAAAUUAUGUAAACACCGGUAAAGAGAGUCAGUGUAAACAAAACUUCACAGUGAUCUGAAGAGUGCAGCUGAUACGAAAUUUCUAAAAAAAACUACAGCUAUGUCUGAACUGAGUCAGUUUGUUAGUAUUCACCACAGUUGGCUGUCAGAGCAAGAUGUUGUUGACAAUGCUGAAGUACAUGAUGGAGCUGAAGAUGACAGUUAUAUACAAAAGCGGGAUUUGCUGGAAACCUCUGCAGAUAACAGGAUAAUUAAAAUUGACAAGCCUAACGAAGACCAAUGUAGGUUCGAAAUUCAGUGCAAGCUUGGUAUUGGUUUGUAUGAGAUCUGUAUUUGCUGUAAUGUAACCCAGUUUGAAGUUUAUGAUGAAACAGAAGGUUACCUACUCACCAGAAAGGGAAGCCCUGCUUCAAAUGGUCUGUUAUAUUCUACCAUUUCAUUUAAAAAACCAAGGACUUCUAUCUCUAUCAAGUGUGUUGGAAUUACUGGUCAGUUUCAGAUGAAAGGGAUUUUACUGAGGGUUGAGAAAAUUACAAAACCCCUAUCAGGUUAUGGACUUCUUAAUGUGUCCACAUUAAGGGACAUUAUUUCAGAACUUGGUCCUGAGACUUCUGAAAGAGCUCGGUCUAUCCUCAAUAAUAUUGAAACUUACCAAAAGAAUCAACAAAACCAAAUUGAGGACAUGUCAAAGAAUUUAGAUAAGAAUAGUUCAACCUCACCAGAUUUUGAUAUGACUCGAGUUGUCUCAGCUUUUGGCCAAAUGCUCCAGAUGAAAGAGCAAACUAGUACAGAACAGAAUACAUCUCAGACAGCCACCUUUUCAGCUCUUCAGAACAUUUGUAGUGAAGUUACUAAUCAAAGGAAUCAAGAAUCAAUGAAGAAAGAUCCUGUUGAUGUAUCCAAAAUGGUGGAAGAUCGUGUGUCUCAAGCUGAAACCAGAAUCCUUGAGACUGUUGAUGACCAACUGAAGCGGCUGGAAGAUCGGUUGGGCAGUAAACUGGAUGCUUUAUUAAAUACUAUUACAGCCAGUAAAACCAACCCAUAGCCUACAUUUGACCACUGCAGAAAUCUCCAGAAGUAUCAAGCUUUGUUUUAAAGCCGCACUGCUAUCACCAUCACCAUUGCUAUUACUAAAACUACACUUACUACUACUACUACUACGACGACCACUAUCAAAGAAUCUACAGGUGAUGCUAUGCUCCUUGUUAUGAAGGAAACCACAAUACCACAACUGCCACGAUCAUCACCAUUUCUGCGAGAUCCAUCAUUACAAGCCAUACGUUUCGGAUGUACUUCAGUAAUACUUGGUGUUUCUAUUUGGCCCUUUCUCAAAUGAAGGAUCUUUAAAUUUAAAAAAAAUUUUGCUCUUUCAUCAGCUUUGAGUGAAAAAGAGAAAAACAGUGACCAAGCGAUGAAAAAUGAAACUCCAAAAAGAUAUUCACAAUAUGAAAGAAUAUGGAGAAAGAAGGAUAUGAUAGAAAAUAUAUUUUAUAAAUGAUAUACAAGCCAAAUAAAUGGAUAUAUAAAAGUUAUGACUAUCAAAAAAAGACAUGAAAAAAUAAAGGAAAGUAUAAAAAAAGGAUUUGGAGAAAGGCCACAAACAUUUUUUUUAAAUGGAUAAAUAAAAAAAGCUAAAAAAACCCAGGAUAUAUUAAAGAACAUGUAAGAGAAAACAGCGACUAUGAAAUGAACUGAAUUGAAUUAAAAUGUGCUAUUCACCAAACUUCUUUUCCACAUAUAUACAUCCUCACAAAUAUACAUUUACCUAUGCUUUCAUAUAUUUAUACACAUACAUAUUGCCUAAAACCAACAGUAUUUAAUGCGUGUUCACAUCAAGACACACAAACACUAAUUUGCAUUCUCUCUCUCUCUCCCUCUCUCUUAUGUAUUUAUAUCUGUGUGUAUAUGUGUGUGUUUGUAUAUAUGUAUGCAUAUAUAUAUGUAUGUAUGCAUAUAUAUAUAUGUGUAUAUAUAUAUAUUAUAUAUGUGUGUGUAUAUAUUACUAAGAAGUAAAAGGGGCUGAUAAAUCCAGGUAGCUAUCUAUAAUGCACUUAGUGUUAAACGAAUUUGGUUAACUAUAUCCAACAAUCAGAUACCAAUA